AUGUUUUUAGAUCCAACCGUCCAGGGAAGGCCUUUGCCCACUGAGCUGGCUCCCGAGCAGCUGCAGCUAAGGGCCCUCCGGAGAGGAGGAAGCCCGGGGAGAUCCAGGAUAAGGGGGCUUUUGGCUCCUCUCUUCUGCCUACAGCAGCCCAAGAAGAAGCGGCGCAGCUCAUCCACGGAGGCCACCGAGGACAAGAAGGCCAGGGGAGAAUCCGCCUCCAUCCAGCUCUUCCCUCCUGAACUGCUGUACUACAUCAUCUCCUUCCUGCCUGUGAGGGACCUGGUGGCUCUCGGCCAGACCUGCCGGUAUUUCUAUGAAGUUUGCGACAGCGAGGGGGUCUGGCAGCGCAUCUGCCGCCGUCUUUCCCCUCGGCUGCGGGAUGAGAAUUCGGGUGGCAGCCGGCCGUGGAAGAGAUCGGCCAUCCUCAACUACACCAAGGGCUUGUACUUCCAGAUGUUCAGCGGCCGGCGGCACUUCGUCAGCAAGACCGUGGCCCCCCUUCUCUCGCACGGCUACCGGAAGUUCUUGCCCACCAAGGACCACGUCUUCAUCUUGGACUACAACGGCACGCUCUUCUUCCUCAAGAAUGCCCUGGUCUCCUCCACCAUGGGCCACAUCCAGUGGCGCCGGGCCUGCCGCUACAUGGUGCUGUGCCGCAGCGCUAAGGACUUUGCCACAGAUCCCCGGAACGACACCGUCUACCGCAAGUACCUGUACGUGCUGGCCACCCGGGAGCAGCUGCCCAGCCAGGCCUUGGGGCGCAGCGAGGGCUCCGGCCCAGCCCCCAGCAGCCGCCUCUGUGACUGCGUGGAGGUGUACCUGCAAUCCAGCGGGCAGCGGGUCUUCAAGAUGACCUUCCAUUUCUCCAUGAAGUUCAGGCAGAUUGUGCUGGUGGGGCAAGAGACCGAGCGGUCCCUCCUGCUCCUGACAGAGGAAGGGAAGAUCUACAGCCUGGUGGUCAACGAGACGCAGCUGGACCAGCCCCGCUCCUACACGGUGCAGCUGGCCCUCCGCAAGGUCUCCAAGUGCCUCCCGCACAUCUCCGUCCGGCACAUGCGCUCCAACCAGAGCAGCGCCGUCUACCUGACAGGCGAGGGCACCGUCUACUUCGAGGUCCACUCCCCUGGCGUUUACCGCGACCUCUUUGGCACCCUGCAUGCCUUCGACCCUCUGGAUCAGCAGAUGCCCCUGGCCCUUUCUCUGCCUGCUAAGGUGCUCAGCUGCGCCCUGGGUUACAACCACCUGGGCCUGGUGGAUGAAUUUGGACGGAUCUUCAUGCAGGGAAACAACCGCUAUGGGCAGCUGGGCACGGGGGACAAGAUAGACCGCGGGGAGCCUGCCCAGGUGCACUACCUGAAGUGGCCCCUGGACCUGUGGUGUGGGCUGAACCACACGCUGGUGCUGAGCCAGAGCGGGGACUUCAGCAAGGACCUGAUGGGCUGCGGCUGCGGGGCAGGGGGCCGCCUGCCAGGCUGGCCGAAGGGCAGCGCCUCCUUUGUCCGGCUGCAGAUCAAGGUGCCGCCCUGCGCCCGCCACAUCUGCUCCACCCGGGAGUGCCUCUACAUGCUCUCCAGCCACGACAUCGAGGAGGCGCCCGCCUACCGGGAGCUGCCGGCCAGCAAGGCCGCGGUGGCCCCGGGCGACUCGGAGGCUCUGGCCGCCCGGACCUGCGAGGAGUACCUGAGCCAGCUGCACAAGUGCCCCACGCUGGAGGGGCGCAUGGCCAAGAUGAAGGAGGCGGUGGGCAGCAUGCCCCUCCUGACCUUCCAGAAGGACUUCUUCUGGGAGGCUCUGGACAUGAUCCAGAGGGCGGCCGAACUGCGGGAAGCCCCCCCGUCCAGCUAGCUCUGGACCCCCUCUG
This is a messenger RNA of Thamnophis elegans (Western terrestrial garter snake), 1861 nucleotides long. It is a transcript of the gene FBXO24, whose product is annotated as F-box protein 24. The record is from RefSeq and is a predicted model, not a curated record. Lineage: Eukaryota; Metazoa; Chordata; Lepidosauria; Squamata; Natricidae. The coding region runs from base 1 to 1845 and encodes 614 amino acids. The transcript has 10 exons. Gene Ontology annotation, molecular function: protein binding.